Ruditapes philippinarum (Manila clam) is the source of this 1996-nucleotide messenger RNA. Its product is annotated as low-density lipoprotein receptor-related protein 1-like. The record is from RefSeq and is a predicted model, not a curated record. The transcript has 11 exons. Gene Ontology annotation, cellular component: plasma membrane. Gene Ontology annotation, molecular function: protein binding. The coding region runs from base 272 to 1885 and encodes 537 amino acids. NCBI's taxonomy places the organism in Eukaryota, Metazoa, Mollusca, Bivalvia, Venerida, Veneridae.
UCAAAUAGGUCACUGGCAAUCACGAUUCACUAUCAAAGAUGUUUUUGGAGAGAAUGAAUUUUGCUCUCGUAAUUUACCACCAGAGACAUACAAAUCAAAAGGUUCAAUAAUUCGUAUCUAUUUUCGACGGCAAUCUUCUGCUUGGACUGAAAAAGCUGAUGGAGAAAUACAAGGUCAAAGGGAAGGAUUUCUACUACAGUAUCAAUUAACUAACCACUCUCUUGAAAGGUAUACUACUGUCGUUAAAGGCUCCAACUUAACAGCCUGUUCAAUGCUUUUCCAAAAAUGUUACACUGUACUCUCUGAAGAGGUUCCUUGGAAUACCGCUUAUGCUAAGUGUCGUGAGCGCAAUGAACAUCUUGUAACUAUAGCAUCAAGAACAGAAAUGAAAUACAUCCAAUACUUACUUCGACAUCAGUUAUAUGAUAAGAAGAAUACAACGCGCAAGGACAAAUUGGACAAACAAGAAGUAUUUGGGGCUCAUAUUGGUUUAAAGCGUGUUUUUGAUAAACCAAAACAGAGAAAGAUAUUUACAUGGAUUAACAACUACACCGUAACUUUUAGUGCUUGGGAAAGCGGACAACCUAUAACCGGGGACUGCACUUGGACGUUUUUCGAGUAUUUUAACACCGACAAGCUUUGGGCCGCUGAAGAUUGUCGCAGUAACAAAGUUGACUUUUUCAUCUGUGAAAAGCCGUUUCUAGCAGAUGGAAAAAACAAAAAGCCUGACAUUAUGGAAGAUAUGUGUAAAAGUGUUAAUCAAAUGAAAGACCUCAUUGUUAAAGACCUCAAUGUUUCAACUUACUCUGGUAAAACUUGUCAAAAUUGGGGAAACCUGUCUGACAAAGCUGAAAUAGAUUUUGACACAAUUAUUUCCAGUCGGAAAUAUGUAGAAAAUUCAACUCUUUGUCAAGAUCCUACAAAUCAGGGCAUCUUAUGGUGCUAUGUUAAUGAUACUGGCGAGUCUCUCCGGGAACCGUGCUUUUUGCCUCGUAAAGGUAUAAUUACUAUGCCUGAAAAGAGACUGUCUGAUGUAAAUUGCUCUGAUGGAUCUCAAAUAUCCAUAUUAGAUUGGUGCGAUGGGAAUUUUGACUGCACAGACUCUUCGGACGAAUUGUCAUGUCAAAAUAAUAUAACACAACACAAUCUCACGAAUAUUGCAAAUAUAAUGAUAAUAUCUAAUCUACCGCAACUAAGCAAUCACGGGGGCCAUUUCAUCUGUGAAAAAAGCAAAGAAUGGAUAUCCGCGUUAGCUAUAUGUGAUAACGUCAUUGAUUGUCUUGAUGCUUCGGAUGAAGUCAAUUGUUCACACAGAAAAAAAGGAUGUGAUGACAACGAAUUCUCAUGUGAUGGGGGAAAUUGUAUAAAAUUAACUCGAGUAUGCGACUUUAUAUCCGACUGUUCGGAUGGAAAAGACGAAGACUGUGAUUACCGAAAGUGUAAAGAAAAUGAAUUUACCUGUAAAAAUAAACAAUGCAUUCCAGCAGAGAAAAAAUGCAAUGCUAUAAUUGACUGUUUAGAUUAUAGUGAUGAAAUGAAUUGUGACUCCUGUAAAAAGUCGUUUCUCUGUGUUGAUGAAUCCAAAUGCAUCCCUCAUCGGCUGACAUCUGAUCGCUUCCCAGACUGCAAGGACAGCCGUGAUGAAAAGCUUUGCCAUGGAGAUAUUCCAACAUGUUAUGACUUCAGUUGUGAAUAUCAAAGGGCAGGAAAAGUCUUAACACGUCAAACUGUAUGGAAUUAUCAGUUGAAAGGCAACAAACCAGGGAAACAUACCUUUUCCAGUCAAAGUAACAGGCUAUUUGCUCUUGAUUUUCCAUAUAUGGUUUCAAAAAGGAAUUAUUCCUGUGUUUUAAAGGUAAUAUGUCGUUCAUAUUUUAAUGUAUAAUUAUAUCAUUGCACAUUUUAACCAUGAACGGCAUUUUUAUAAUUACGUGUAUAAUAAACUGACACCGGUUGAGGUCAUAAACUAUGAUAAACCAGCAAAUGCGGGGUUCAA